CUGCUGCUGCUACCUGUCCCCUCAGGUGUGCUCGGAGCCUCAGAGCUCGCCUUCUUGACGGAGCCCAAUGAUGUCAUCGCGGUGAGGGACCGCCCCCUGAUGCUGGACUGCCAGGUGGAGGGGGAGGGGCCCAUCUCCAUCACCUGGAGACGAAAUGGUAUUCCUGUGGCGACUGGCGACAGGGCGAUGGUGCUGGGCAAUGGCACACUGCUCAUCAGAAACUUCUCCAAGAAACGAGAAAGCAAUGAGACGGACGCCGGCGAGUACGACUGUGCAGCCCAGAACCGCUAUGGGAUGCUGAUAAGCCGCAAGGCCCGUGUGCAGCUCGCAUCCCUCCCUAAGUUCCUGUCUCAUCCUGAGUCCGUGGUGGUGAAUGAAGGGGGCGUGGCCAGACUCACCUGUCAGGUAAACGGGAUCCCAGAGGCCAACAUCACCUGGCAGAGAGACCGCCGUCCACUUGGCAACACUGACCCCAGGUACACGCUGCUGCCGAAUGGCAUCCUGCAGAUCACUGGAGUCCGUCGUACCGACAGUGGUUUGUUUCGCUGCGUUGCCUCAAACAUCGCCAACACUCGCUACAGCCACGAGGCCCAGCUGUCUGUCACCGUUGCAGGUUUCAGGAUCUACCAGGAACCCGUCAUCCUGUCGGGGCCCCAGAACCUCACCAUCAACGUCCACCAGACUGCUAUCUUGGAGUGCAUCGCCACAGGCAACCCCCGGCCCAUCGUGUCCUGGAGUCGCCUUGACGGACGUUCCAUCGGCGUUGAGGGGAUCCAGGUCCUGGGAACAGGGAACCUGAUGAUCUCUGAUGCGACUCUGCAGCACUCAGGUGUUUACGUCUGUUCAGCCAAUCGGCCGGGCAGCAGGUCGAGGAGAACGGCGCUCGGACGCCUCGUGGUUCAAGCUCCUCCAGAGUUCGUUCAGUGGCCGCAGUCCGCCUCCAGACCAGCAGGAGGCAGCGCUGUCUUCAGCUGCACAGCGUCUGGUGCCCCGGAACCGCAUCUCAUCUGGCUGAAGAAUGGCAAACUGCUGACGCCUAGCGGAAACGUCAAGCUGACCAACGGCAACACGACACUCGCCAUCACCCGCAUCACUGCAGAGGAUGAGGCCAUCUAUCAGUGCAUUGCUGAGAACAGCGCCGGGACCAACCAGGCCAGCGCCCGCCUCGCCAUCAGUCAGGGCGCGGAGCUUCCCGAGGCUCCUGCCGGGCUCCAGGCCACCGCCCUCAGUGCCACCAGCCUGCAGCUGAUCUGGGAGCAGCCGACUGAACAAGCCAGCCAGCACAUCAUCGGAUACGUCCUGCACAUCAGGAAGCUGGGAGAGCCAGACAGCGCUGAGCUGCAGGAGGCCGUCAGUAAAACCACCUUCAGACACGAGUUCAACAACCUGGAAGCUGCCACCACCUACUCCAUCUACCUGAAGGCCUACUCCGCUCUGGGAGGCAGCCAGCAGUCCAACAGCAUCACGGCCACCACAAUGGGAGGCGUUCCCAGUCCUCCCAGUUUCUUCACCAAGGUCCUGAACCAGACGGCCAUGCAAGUGUACUGGGAGCUGCCCAGCAAGCCUGGCAAACUGGAGGGUUUCAGACUGGAGUACCGAGGGGUCUCCAACCCUGAUGUCCACAGGCUGGACACCUUCCCAGGACACAUCAACACACACACCAUCUCACACCUGGAACCGGCGGCUGUUUACGAGAUCCAGCUGGUGGCAUUUAAUGGGAACGGAGACAGUCCAUCCACUCGCCGCCUGGUGUCUCUGGCAGAAGUUGGAAACUCUGCAACAGCUGGUCAGAGCUGUAACUGCGCCCAGUCUGAUGGAUCCAUGUCGACUCUGCUGGUCGGGAUCCACAGCGGCAUUGCUUGCAUCCUCUGCUGCCUGUUGCUGCUGUUGCUGGGAUACCGACGCAGUCUUUUCUGCAGGAAAGCAGCUAGCUGGGAGACUCCGCCCACCCUGAGCGGUGUCAGAGGUCCUAAACCUGAGAGCAUCGAGCUCAGCCAGAGAGCUGACUGUGCUCCUCCUCCAGUGAUGGUCAUGGUAGAACCGACUCCACCUGUCCAGUCCGGCUCAGGCACCGGAUAA
Molecule: messenger RNA, 2079 nt
Organism: Stegastes partitus (bicolor damselfish)
Lineage: Eukaryota; Metazoa; Chordata; Actinopteri; Pomacentridae
Product: immunoglobulin superfamily DCC subclass member 3
Exons: 14
Coding region: 100-2079 (659 amino acids)
Biological process (GO): cell-cell adhesion
Molecular function (GO): protein binding
Source: RefSeq, a predicted model, not a curated record